This is a messenger RNA of Rosa chinensis, 1320 nucleotides long. RefSeq names its product nuclear transcription factor Y subunit C-2. The transcript is spliced from 2 exons. NCBI's taxonomy places the organism in Eukaryota, Viridiplantae, Streptophyta, Magnoliopsida, Rosales, Rosaceae. The record is from RefSeq and is a predicted model, not a curated record. Bases 236 to 1069 code for a protein of 277 amino acids. Gene Ontology annotation, cellular component: nucleus. Gene Ontology annotation, molecular function: DNA-binding transcription activator activity, RNA polymerase II-specific; DNA binding; protein heterodimerization activity. Gene Ontology annotation, biological process: regulation of DNA-templated transcription.
GGGGUUUUUUUUCCAUGAAAUUUCAUUGCUAGAUCCCUUGUUGGGUUGUUACUUUGCUUCUAUGUAUUCCAUGUUUGGUUGCUCAGAAAAUUUGGUAAGAACAAAAAGGGGAAAUUUUUCCAUCUUUGAGGUUUUAUCUUGUGCUGAAUUUAGGGGGGUUCACUUAGUUUGAAGCCGAUAAAGUGUUUUGAUUAGCGAAUAAUAAAGACAAGAAGAUACUUUCCCAUCACUAACCAUGGAUCACUCGGAACAAACACAACAGCAGCAGCAGCAGCAACAACAACAGCAGCCUGUGGUUGGUGUUGUGGCCGGUUCUGGUCAGAUGUCUUAUGCUCCUCCAUCCUAUCAAACUGCUCCGAUGGUGGCUUCUGGACCUCCUGCUGUGGCCAUCCCUUCCCCAACACAGCCACCCCCGACAUUCUCUAAUUCCCCACAUCAGAUAGCCUACCAGCAAGCCCAGCACUUCCACAGCCAACAGCAGCAGCAGCAACAACAGCAGCUUCAGGUGUUCUGGGGCAACCAAAUGCAAGACAUUGAGCAAACAACUGACUUCAAGAAUCACAGCCUUCCACUUGCUAGAAUUAAGAAAAUCAUGAAAGCUGAUGAGGAUGUCCGAAUGAUAUCAGCUGAGGCUCCAGUGAUAUUUGCAAAGGCAUGUGAAAUAUUCAUCUUGGAGCUGACUUUGCGCUCAUGGAUUCACACAGAAGAGAACAAGAGGAGAACAUUACAAAAGAAUGAUAUUGCAGCUGCUAUUUCAAGGACUGAUGUGUUCGAUUUUCUGGUUGAUAUUAUCCCAAGAGAUGAGUUGAAAGAGGAGGGACUUGGAGUGACCAAGGCCAACAUCCCUGUGGUGGGUUCUGCGGCAGAUGUUCCAUACUACUAUGUUCCACCACAGCAUCCUGUUGGUGCUCCUGGGAUGAUCGUGGGGAAGCCAGUGGAUCAAGCAACAAUGUAUGGUGCUCAACAGCCUCGGCCACCUAUGGCUUUCAUGCCCUGGGCUCAGUCCCAACCUCAACAGCCGCUGCCACAGCAGCAACAACAAACCCAACAGCAGCAGACAGACAAUUAGUGGUUGUAGCUGAGGCACUCUCAAAGCCAUUCCCAGGCAUAGCUUUUGAUUGUUAGAUGAGUUUUAAUAGUGUUGUGUUAGUUGCAAUUCUGAUGCUAAAUGCUAGUGGAUUGUGUGGUGAGCAAAUGUUAGGUUGUUAUGUUAUCUAUGUGCUUGUAUUGCUUCUGAUUCGAAAGUUAUCUUAUGGUGUGUGAUAUUAUCCCGGCAGAUUUUUGUUUAGAAGUUUAUUUAAAUUAGUUUACUUUGGUAGA